This is a messenger RNA of Exserohilum turcica Et28A, 2954 nucleotides long. RefSeq lists its product as uncharacterized. Gene Ontology annotation, cellular component: ERMES complex; endoplasmic reticulum. Gene Ontology annotation, molecular function: lipid binding. Bases 46 to 2841 code for a protein of 931 amino acids. The transcript is spliced from 3 exons. Lineage: Eukaryota; Fungi; Ascomycota; Dothideomycetes; Pleosporales; Pleosporaceae. The record is from RefSeq and is a predicted model, not a curated record. Gene Ontology annotation, biological process: phospholipid transport.
CAUGGCGAGGGAUGGUCUGCAAGCCAGCAUAACACGUAACGCAACAUGGGCGGGGACUGGGACUAUGGAACUGCGUUCAAGAUCUUUGUUUGGGGCUACAUCAUUGGAGGGCUGACGCUCUUGCCUGCGCUUAUUGCAGUUGCAUGGUUCUGGUGUACGGCACCGGUUGACCCGGACAGCCCGCGCGAGACUCUUCGAGAAGAUGGAGAAGCUCUGAACCCCCGCCGCAGGUCGAAUACAUCCUUGGCUGGAAAGAGCGACGGCGAUGCACGGCAGGGACCAGCGAUAGACGAUGAGAUACUGGAGAAGCUGAAGGGAAGGGCACACGAACCGGAUGUCUGCGCAGGAUACUUCGCUGUAUGUCGAGAGUAUGUGCCAGGCGGCGUCAAUGGCAAGCCUCCGGACCGGACUACUCCUGCAGGCAACGUCGUGGCGGUGGAGAGCCCCAGCGUGUACCAGUCCAUGUACAGGAGUAUCUUCGAUCGGAACAAAACCACCAGUCCGACGAUAGAUGCGUCGAAUAAUAAGAACAAGAAGGCGCGGAACGUCUUCUACGUCGUCUUGCGCCUCGGCCACCUCAUGCUCUACGACAACGAAGACCAGCUCGAAGUGCGUCAUGUCAUAUCAUUAGCUCAUUACCAGGUGGACGUAUUUGGAGGUGGAGAGCGCAUACCUGAGGGCGAGCUGUGGAUCAAGAGAAACUGCAUUCGACUGAUCCAGCAGCUGGAUGACGACAGCACUGCCACUCCGAAAGGGUUCUACUUAUUCUCUGACAACUGCUCUGAGAAGGAAGACUUUUAUCACGCCAUGCUACACGCACAAGAAAACCAGAAAGACCCCUCCGACUCCAACUCGCCGACCGUUCCGCUCAAGUUCGACACGUCUGAUCUUGUCAAGCUCGUCCAACAGCUGCAUGCCUCGGAAGAGAAUCUACACACUCGUUGGAUCAACGCCCUGAUUGGGAGAGUGUUUCUGGCCUUGUACAAGACCACACAGAUCAAGGACUUUAUCGCGGCCAAGAUCAACAAGAAGAUUGCUCGCGUCCCAAAGCCUGCAAUCAUCAGCAGCGUGCAGUUGCGCAAGGUUGACAUGGGCACUUUACCGCCAUUCAUCACAAACCCCAAACUCAAAGAGCUGACCGUGGAUGGCGAUCUCAUCGUAGAAGCUGAUGUUAGCUACAAAGGCAACUUUCGUAUUGAGGUCUCGGCAACUGUGCGCAUAGAUCUAGGUACACGCUUCAAGGCCCGCGAGGUGACACUCAUUUUAGCUACCGUGUUGAAGAGGCUCGACGGACACAUUCUCAUCCGUGUGAAGCCGCCGCCAAGUAACAGGCUCUGGAUGACAUUUGAGACGCCACCCAAGAUGGAGUUUUCGCUCGAGCCAAUCGUCAGUUCACGGCAGAUUACCUACGGUGUCGUCCUAAGGGCAAUUGAAAACCGUAUAAGGGAAGUCGUCAACGAGACUUUGGUGCUCCCCAACUGGGACGACAUGCCCUUUACAGACACAAUAGCACAAGUCAUAAGAGGAGGCAUCUGGGAAGAGACCACCAAAGAGGAUGAAGAAGAUCCAGAGGCCAUGUUGGAGCAUAUCGUUCCUGAGACAGAAAAACUGGAUGAGAAAAGCGACUCGGUCAGCGCACACUUUUCCAUUGCUUCUAGUGUGGAGUCGGAGGAGGUCGCGACUGGCGUAUCUUCCUCUGCAGACCACAGGUCGUCCACGUCCUCCGUAAGGCCACGUCCCAUGAGAUCAUCCUCCUCAUCAGCUCAGGUGAAGGUUGAUUCAGCGAAUGCUUCCGCUGAGAUAGCACACCAACCUGCAUCAACGCCGACAAGUGUUCGAUCUCUUCCUAUUGCCCCACCCGCACGCUCGCCCAAACGAUUGAGCACCACACGUCAGAGAACAGAGUCUUCGGCAAGUUCUUCAGAAGAUCUGUCCAUGCCUUCGAUAUCUGCCGAGAGUACAGCAUCCGCACCAACUCCAACUGUGGACCACACGCACACACGGACCAAGUCAAAAGAUUUAUCCGAGCAAGAAAUAGCAGCCGCAGCUGCAGCUGCAGCCGCUGCAGGAGCAAGUAAUAUGCAGACAAGAAGACAGACGCUUAAUCAGUCUCUCAAUUCGGCCACGGCAGCUGCGAGAAAUUGGCUAGCUACGAAACAAAAUAACAAAGCUACUGCCAACAAUAGGCCGCCGACAUCCGAAGGCCUAAAUCUGCCUGGGGAUGCAGCACAAGACUCCAGACCACAGCUCCAGCUCCAGUCUCCUAUCACCAAAACAUAUACUGAGCCUAUGGGUAGGGGUCAGCCGCUUCCACCCCCGGGAACUCCUCUGCCUUUGCCCAAGAAUGACAAGAGACAGACUUGGGCCAUUCCCGCAGCAGCCUCAACCUUUGCAAACCUCGCAAAACGGAAACCUGUUGCUACUUCUCCUUCACUCUCAUCCAAACAGUCACAUGAAGAUUUGGGUAGCCCUCAACCUUUGGUGGGAACAGCUUCGCUUCUUCCUGCAGCUCAUUUUCCUGGUCAAGAUGCUCGGCCGGCCGCAGAAGACGGCGAGGAAAUGUUCCGCGACAUGAGGCGUAGGACCAAUUCUGCGGCUAGCGAGUUAACGACGCCGCCACCGCCUUUGCCAAAGAGGAGACAGAGAAAUCAAAGUAUGACUUUGGGUGGGCAUGGCCGGCAGCAAAGUCAGACUUCAAAUCCAGCGAAGGAUGACAUACUGGGCGAGGGAAUGCUUAUUGUCGAAGCCCCAGUUGCAGAGCGAAGUCUGGAGGGGAGCCCUGUGAGGCAGGAAAGGCGAAGUGAGGUAAUGAUAGGCGAGCGGAAAGAACAGAGGGUGUAAUCAAUUGAUAUACCUGGGCUUACUCGCGGCUCAUGUCAUAUAAUUGUUUUGUAUUAAUCAUGGGGUUUGCAUUCCAAACUGUUUGUAUGUUUGAUCCACCAUUGUCUGUGAAC